AUGGCGGAGCAAAAUAGCACGACGCCAACUAGCCCCAGUGCACGGUCAUCUGGAUUUGACACGUCGGUUUUGUCUGAGGAUUACAAUGAUUUAUCAUCGGAGCUAAUAAUGUUGAAUCGCAGGAAGUACAAGCUAGAGGAGAAGAUGAAGCAAAUGGAAACGGAGCUGCAAGCAGCACGGGACAGGGCAGCCUGGCUUGAAGAGAAGCAGCGUGGCACCGGAGAAGAGAUAUGGCUAGCCAAAGAGCGGGUGGCAAAUCAAGACCGUGAAUUGGGUGAGUUACAUCAGCAGUGCUCCUGGCUGCGCGAUGAAAAUGCUAAGCUGCAAAAGCAGCUCGAGGAAGAAAGGAACCGAUAUACGGAAUCGGAUGGCGUCGACUGGUCCAAACUUGAGGAACUUAAUGAGCAGAAGAAAAAGAUCGAGGAUAAGUUGAGAGACGAGAAAAGUAAGGUCGAAUGGCGGCUUGGUGAGGUAACACAGUAUUGGAACGACGCCAAGUGGAGGAUUGGCGAGCUGGAGGCAGGCAUCGCGCAUAAGCAAUGGCUCCUGGAUCAGGCAAACCAGAAAAUAUGCGAGUUAGUCAUUUUCUUGUACUUUCCUCAAGUAGUUGAAAGACAAAAUCUUUUUGCCCUAUAA
Gongylonema pulchrum is the source of this 636-nucleotide messenger RNA. The record is from the annotation of a GenBank genome assembly. Lineage: Eukaryota; Metazoa; Nematoda; Chromadorea; Rhabditida; Gongylonematidae.